AGAAAGAAGAAGAAUGGCCUCCCAACCAGGUCCCCUCACUCGAUGGCCAUGGCAUAGGCUAGGAAACUUCAAGUACGUACUACUAGCUCCAUGGGUGGCGCAUAGCAUGCACAAGUUCAUGGCAGACAGUGGGGAGCAGAGGGAUAUGUUUAACUUUCUCAUCUUCCCCAUUCUAUUGCUAAGGCUGCUGCACUCUCAGCUGUGGAUCACCUUCUCUCGCUUCCAAACAGCAAAAGGCAAGCACAGGAUAGUCGACAAAAGCUUGGACUUUGAUCAGGUGGACAGAGAAAGGAAGUGGGAUGACCAGAUCAUUUUGACCGCAUUGUUCAUGUACAUGGUUAACAUGGUGGUUCCAGGGGCUUCACAUUUGCCCUGGUGGGAGAGCAGGGGAGUGGUUCUUAUCAUUCUCCUCCACAUGGGUCCUGUGGAGUUCAUCUACUACUGGCUUCAUAGAGCCUUGCAUCACCAUUUCCUCUACUCGCGUUACCACUCUCACCAUCAUGCCUCCAUUGCCACUGAGCCCAUCACAUGUAAGGGCUGCUCUCUCUCUCUCUCUCUGUGUGUGUGUGUGUGUGGAAGUCUAAUUUAAGGGACGACCUUUGUCACACGUUGGAAGGCUAAUUUAUGGAAAGGAUAAAAUAUGAAUGAUAAUCUCAUGAAGUUGGGUGAUCGGCAUUUUUAAACAAGAGAGUUGCUCAUGGAAAUGACAGAUA
This is a messenger RNA of Phoenix dactylifera (date palm), 713 nucleotides long. RefSeq names its product very-long-chain aldehyde decarbonylase GL1-6-like. Lineage: Eukaryota; Viridiplantae; Streptophyta; Magnoliopsida; Arecales; Arecaceae. The record is from RefSeq and is a predicted model, not a curated record.